CGUUUUGCGAAGACCCUUCGAUCUCUAUCUAUCGGUACAUGGGUACAUCUAUACCAAACAUUCGCCUGCCCCAAAUUGGAUUUCGCCAAGAAGAGUCGGAAACUAUAUAUGGUUUGAAUUUCGGAAGUGCGAUUUGAAAGCCAUAGAUGGAUGAAGAAUCUGAAUUUGCCUGAUUUUGAACAUUGAUCAUCGGUUUUGAAGAGUAUUUACCUGCGAUAUUAGAGCUCUUAAUUGACUUUGCGCACUGCAACGGCGAUUUAGGGUUCGUUGAAGGCUGGAGCAACUGUUUCUAGCCUUUGAAGAGAUUGAUUCUCCAAGUUCACUUUUUAAGGUCUGCGAAGCAACGAUCUAUGUUCAAUGAUGAUGAUGCACGAUCUGCCCUCACCAACAUGUACGAGUAUUCACCAGUAGAUGGGUUUGUAGAGAUCUCACAAGGGUUGGGAGACAUGAUCAAAUCCUUAGCAAAUGAACCCUCAAUGGGCCUUUUCUACAUUCAACAACACACUCACAAUGCUGUUCCAAACCUCGUAAGCAUCAAUAAAAACAUCAUGACCAAAUCCCGCGAAAUGAGUCUACACACAGAAGAUUCAGAGGAUUCAAUCACAAUGCUGAGAUCAAUGAAGGAAUCUGGAUUCCCUAUUGUUGAUGACAUGGUUAAAGACAUCACAAAAUCUUUAGCUAUCAUGUCAUCAAAACAACCGAAAAAAGGGUUGUUGAAUAGUAACAAAUCUUUUUCGGGAACAACAACAAUGUCUGGGACUGGUAGUUAUUUAUCAUCUGCUUUCAAGUCUGCAAAAUUAAAAGCAACGAAUCUGAAAUGGGCUUCAGUUGAAACCUCGGAAUCAUCAAUGGAGGAAGAAUUGCCUGUAUCAAGUGAGAAUGGGAAUGAAGAUAAAGAUGAAUUGAUAUUGAACCUGUCAAGGUCUGAAAAAUUUGAUGAAUUUAAAGCAGAUAAAGAGGCCAAACUGGAGGAAUGGUUAGGAGGUAGUGACGAUUGAUGAAUAAAUAAAGUUUGUAAAUUUAAAAUUGUUGUAAUAAACAAUGGCUGAAUCGUUUUUUAGAAAGAUUAUGUAAAGAGAAUGCCCAAAACCUAAA
Lactuca sativa (garden lettuce) is the source of this 1095-nucleotide messenger RNA. RefSeq names its product MEF2BNB-like protein. The record is from RefSeq and is a predicted model, not a curated record. NCBI's taxonomy places the organism in Eukaryota, Viridiplantae, Streptophyta, Magnoliopsida, Asterales, Asteraceae.